AUGAAGUUCAUUCAACAUUUUUUCAGUAUUUUAGUGGGUACGGCGUACUGCAGCCGAAAGUUUCCCCCUGGCUUCAAGUUUGGCGCCGCUACAGCUGCAUAUCAAAUUGAAGGAGCUUGGAAUAUUAGCGACAAAUCGGAGAGCAUCUGGGACGUGUUCUCCCACGAGCGGCCCGGCGCCAUUGUCGAUGGUUCCAACGGUGAUGUAGCGUGUGACAGCUACCACCAGUGGAGGAGGGAUGUGGAAAUCGCCUCCGAGCUCGGCCUACACUUUUAUAGAUUUUCCAUAUCAUGGACGAGGCUGUUGCCAAACGGGUUCACAAAUCACGUCAGCGAAGACGGCAAGAGGUACUACAGCGACCUCAUAGACGCUCUCCUGGAGAAGGGAAUCCAGCCUGUUGUCACUUUAUACCAUUGGGAUCUGCCGCAAUCCUUGCAGAAUUUAGGAGGAUGGACCAACCCCUUGAUAGCCGACUGGUUUGGCCAAUACACCCGGGUAGCGUAUACCCUGUAUGGCGACCGCGUCAAGACCUGGAUAACCAUUAACGAGCCCGUCAUCUACUGCCAAGCGAGCUACGGCUCCGGGUUGCACGCCCCUGGCAUCAUCAGCAUAGGAUUGGGCGGCUAUUUGUGCAGCAAGAACUCUGUGCUAGCACACGCUAAGGCAUGGAGGAUAUAUGAUGAAGAAUUCAGACCUAAAUACAAAGGUAAAGUCUCUCUAACCAAUCAGCUCACGUGGUUUGAGCCAGUCACCGAGGACGAACAAGAAAGUGCUGAUCUGGCUCUACAACUCUGGACAGGCAUAUACGCACACCCAAUAUUCUCAGAGGAAGGUGGUUGGCCUGCGGAGUUAGAGAAACGAAUAGCAGAGAAGAGCAGACAAGAAGGUUACCCAGUCUCCAGGUUGCCACCGUUUACGGAGGAAGAGAAAGAAUUUGUCAGAGGUACAUAUGACUUCUUCGGUUUCAACUUCUACACCGCGCGAACGACACGCAAGGCGAAGGCAGGCGAGGAGGUUGGACCUUGGCCCUUUACUGGAGCUCCGGACCUCGGCGUCGUCUUGUCUGUGCGUGCUGACUGGCCUAGGGCCUCCGAUUGGAUUUUUAUAUACCCCAAGGCCCUGCGCCUCCAGCUAUCCUGGGUGAAGCAGCAGUACGGUGACGUGGACAUCUUCAUCCUGGAGAACGGCAUCGCAGGACACGAUACAGAUCUGGACGACCAAUACCGUGUCAAGUUCUAUAGAGAUCAUUUGGAACAGGUGCUGUUGGCAAUACAAGAGGACGAUGUGAAGGUGUCUUGCUACACUGCGUGGACCAUGAUAGAUAACUUUGAAUGGAGCGAUGGCUACAGAUCAAAACUAGGCCUCUACGAGGUGGACUUUGAGGCCCCGGCGCGGACGAGGAGGCCUCGGGCCUCUGCGCACUACUACAAGAGCGUCAUCAAGUCACAUUCUCUUGAUGUAGAUAUAAAUAAUAAAAUUACUGAUGAAUUGUAUAACUUUUUGUUUAUUUUUAGAGUUAGGAUCCUAAUACUAAAGCUCUAA
Molecule: messenger RNA, 1542 nt
Organism: Bicyclus anynana (squinting bush brown)
Lineage: Eukaryota; Metazoa; Arthropoda; Insecta; Lepidoptera; Nymphalidae
Product: myrosinase 1-like
Exons: 11
Coding region: 1-1542 (513 amino acids)
Biological process (GO): carbohydrate metabolic process
Molecular function (GO): beta-glucosidase activity
Source: RefSeq, a predicted model, not a curated record